GUCUUGCGCUUUCGAGACCUAGAGAUUGUAUCGAGAUUCCAUUUCGUUUGUCGUUUUUUCUUGAUGAUGCGUUGCGACCGGUGGAGUUUUGGUGUCGAACGGAUUUUCUUGAUUCCACAUCAAGAUGUUGUUCAUGAUUCGUGCUAUCCGGUUUUGUUCUUGUGAAUUUGGUGCAUCCUAGCGCCUUCGUUGCGGGUUUCCGUGAUCCGCUCUUAGAGUUCUCUUUUGGCCAUCGAUGGCAUGGCGUGCAGCGGUUUCAGGAUACGAAGAAAUCGUAUCAAGAUUUUACUUCAUGUCGGCGGCAUGUUUGUAGUGGUUGCAAGAACUAGUAUCGGAAUUGACUUAACCGAUCUGAUAUGAAGAAAUUGUAUCGAGAUUCAAUUUCAUAUCAAGAAUCGGUCAUUUUUGCUUGAAAGAAUUUUCUUGGGUGGUAGACCAAUCUAGGGUUACAAAAUUAUUCAUGUUUUGUGCCACCCUCCAUGUGUUUGUGCUUUGCUCUGAUAAAGGGAAUAUGAGGUAGUGGUGGGUUUUAACGGUGGAGUACGAAGCUGCUUGGACCGAAGCGACCAAUACCUAUUUGGUUUUGAUCUUUGAUGUUUAAUGGAUGAUAUAUUCUGGAAAUUAAAUUGGGAAUGCAUUGUAGUACUUGGAAAUUUGUUAGCCAGAUCAUGCUUGUCACUCAUUCAUUUGGCCAUUUGGUAGCUCCUUCGAGGACUCGAAUCCUUUACUUUUUCCAGUCUCUUCCUCUACUAUUUCUAACGUGUUUUACCAUGUGCGGAUAUACUUGGAAGUAAUUGUCUUUUACCUGUUCCUUUUAUUACAUGUUUGAAUCGAUGGUAAAUUGAUAUGAAGUAUUAAUAUUUCUUCUACCACUCUACUAUCGUUCUCUAUUCUAUGUUUAAUUUCAAUUAUUCGGCUCUAUGAUUUCAUCUAAUAUUAACCUGGUUCAGAAUCAGUGGAUUUUAGAAUUUGUGAUUCGACCAUACGUAUCAAAUAUUUAGAAAGUGAGAUCCCAAAAGAACAAAUUAAUUUGUUGAGCUAAUCAUACUCUUCAUGUUUUUUUUUGUGCUGUUUUAACUUUAUGAUGCGCUUUAUUUAAGUUAAUAUUCUGAUUUAUUCACAAUACCGUAAGAAACGGUCAGAAACUGUUUUUUAGGCUAACCAAUUUGUAACUCCAUAUUGCAAAUCACAGCCAGAGCAUCAAGGACAUCCUUUAUGUUAGAAGAUAUCAUGGAGUGUAUAUUAUGUAAUUUGCAUAAAGUUCAGAAAAGUUUGCACUUUUGGCAAUCUCGGGCUGAGGGAACAAAUGCUCAGAAGAUUUAUUUCAUGAUCUUUGAAAGAAGACCAUAGGGCUUUAUCGAUGGGACUUAUGAAAUGUUAAGCAGAAUUGGAAUGAAUGGAUCUCCCUUCCAGCAUUUAUCUCAUGUUGCAUUCGAAAGCUGAAGCUGGAUCUUGAGACGAUAAGAGUGCAGAAGGCAGAGGGAGAGUUGCUCGCAGGCAAAGAAGGCUUCUUGUUGUCGAAGUUGAGAGGAGACUAGUGCAGUUCCAGACUUGCAUGGAUCAAGGAAAGGAGGAGGAUGCUCGAUGCACAGAGGGAAUGGUGCUGUAUAAGCCAGCGGAAAGGCAUGCAAAGGAAACCGGCGAGUGGAUGAGGCCGCGAGAGUGUGUAGGCAUGCUACCGUUUGAUCCUCCAUCACCGAGUUCGAUGGUGGGACCCGCAUCAAAGAUACGAGGGGAUCCGCCAACAUUGUUGACGGCCGAGAUUAGAUCAUACAAAUCCAUCCCUGGAUCCUCAUCGCGGCGGUACAAGCUAAACUGAACAUGAUCUUUGGUUAAAUCUAACUCUGCAUCUCCUUCCUACGGCUCCAUCCAGUCUUCACAACCGAGUAGAUGAUGGGAAAGAUUUGAGCGGUUACGUAACUCUGUGGACGGCCGAGAUCACAUCAUACAAAUCCAUCCUUGGAUCGUGAUCGCGCCGCCACAAUCUAAACCGGACAAGAUCUGGGACAAAUCUAACGGCCACCACGGAGCUCGAUGGUAGGAUCUACGGGGAAGAUAUCGAGGGGUUGCGUCCACACUUUGGACAGCGGGGACUUAUCAAAAUCCAUCCCUGGAUCCGGAUCGCUUCGCGUUCGAGAACCCGCGUCGGUCAACUUGUCUGACGACCGAUGUACGGUCGGGAUUCUUCCAUCGAGAUGACACAAAAGCUCUCCCCUCCUCUCCCUCGUUUCCUUCGCCCUUACUCUGUUUUCGCUGCAACGGCGGAGGCGGGGAGAGAAGCUAAGGGGAAGUUGUCUGUCGUCCUUCUCCCCUUCUUUUUCUCCCUCUUAUAAUUCUUAUCUAUGGAUCCUCCGGCGGCGGACGCGCAGAACGAGAGGGAGGGGUUUCUCGCCCUGGUGGACUCCUUCCUCGUUGAUGCUCUCGAGAAUCCUCGCCAUCGGCUCACCGUUCUGCGAAUGGAGUUGGCCAUCCAGAGGUUCAUGCAGAAUCCUGAUCAACAUCAAUUUGAAUUUCAGCAUUUACCGACUUCCUAUCUAAGGUGUGCUGCACAUCGUGUUGCUCAGCACUAUGGGCUUCAUACCAUGUCACUCGACAACUCGGUAGAUGGUCUAGGCAGCAGGGUGAUAGCCAGGAAAACACCUAAUAGCAAAUAUCCAGCUAUCUGUUUAUCAGAAGUUCCUCCAAAACAAAAUGAAAAGGAAAUUGCUGAACAAUUUAAGAUUGCCAUUCGUCCAAGGCCAAUGAAAGGUUGCCUGAGUGAUGAUGUCGAGCUGGGACUCAAAAAAGGUGCAGUGAGAUCUGUGGAAGAGCGCAAGGAGGAAUAUGAUAGAGCACGUGCCCGCAUAUUUAGUGGCUCUAGCAGUUUGGAGGGGGAUGGAUCAUCGUCUGCUGAUUCAAUUGACAGGAGAAGCUUGCCUUCCAGUAUGGAUGAGCAGGAAUAUGCACUAGAGGAGAUCGAAAAGACCCAUAGCAAAGAUAGUGCAUCUAGGGUUGCCAUUUUCCGAGAUAUGGAGAAGGACCGCACUGAUCCAGAUUAUGAUCGGAGUUAUGAAAGGUACGUUAGAGGACCCGCAGCGUACCAGAAUUUUGGUCUGCAAGCAUGCAAUAUUCUUCAGCCUCCUUUUGUUCAGUACGAGGCAGAUGUUUCCUCAUUCAGCCCCAUGUCAAGGAACCUAGCUAACCCAUCGGUGAACCCAUAUUUUGCUUUCGGAUACAACCAGAACACAAAGGAUGCUUUCUGCAUGCAGUGGCCCAACCCUGCCAUGAUGUAUGCAUACUCCUUCGAACACUUCAGGCAGGCUAAGUUUCAGGCACCAUUGUAUCAGCAACCUCUGAGCUUUGAGCAUCCGAGGAACUUCUAGCCCUAGGCAAGCUGUGUCCAUCUGUUCUCUUUGGAUGUAGAGUAGACGUGGGUUGUUGUUUUGUACUGCUACUUUAAAGACUCUUUAGUCUUUGAUUUGGAGGUAGGGGGACACUUGUGUUGUUUGUGUGGUAGAUAUGUGAUCGCCUCUGUACUUUGAUUGCA
Messenger RNA from Musa acuminata AAA Group (dessert banana), 3526 nucleotides. RefSeq lists its product as uncharacterized. The record is from RefSeq and is a predicted model, not a curated record. Gene Ontology annotation, molecular function: nucleic acid binding. The transcript is spliced from 8 exons. The coding region runs from base 2343 to 3362 and encodes 339 amino acids. NCBI's taxonomy places the organism in Eukaryota, Viridiplantae, Streptophyta, Magnoliopsida, Zingiberales, Musaceae.